AUGUGUCUUAAAAAUCCCAUAUCGAUCAAUGAACUUACACAAGCCAGUCGUCCUUUGCGAAAUAUACUUGAUCAAAUUCGUGUUCAGUGUACAUUGUGUGCACAAACUGAUCUACAACGUGGAAACUUUGUGGAUCAUAUCAACAAGAUUUGUCCAAAAUCAGUAGUUCCAUGUCAAGCUGCUGAUAUUAAAUGUCCCUGGCAAGGGCCACGUGAUGAAUUACAAAGUCAUAUCUCAACAUGUGUUUUUGAACCUUUGCGACCAGUAUUAUCUUCAUUGAUUGCUCAAAAUCGACAACUGAUCGAUCAAGUUCAAAAACACGAUAAUGAAAUAAAAAAAUUAAUACAACAGAUGCAUCAGUUACAACCGAAAGGUGCCUAUCGUCUUGAUCAUUAUUGUAAAUCAGAUUUAUUGAUAUCAAUUGCAAAAGAUGCACAAAAUUAUAAUAAAGAAGAAAAAAAAUAUGAUGAAGAAGAAUUUACAGAAGUUAUGCAAAUAUGA
Molecule: messenger RNA, 501 nt
Organism: Rotaria sp. Silwood2
Lineage: Eukaryota; Metazoa; Rotifera; Eurotatoria; Philodinida; Philodinidae
Source: the annotation of a GenBank genome assembly